AUGAGGCUAUGGUCAUGCCAAGAGAGAUUAUGGAAUCUCUCUAGGAGAUGUUUGGAUAAUCGUCGUACCAACUCCACCAUGAUGCCUCAAGUACAUUUACACAUGCCGCAUGAAAGAGGGUACUCUAUUCGGGAACAUGUCCUGGACAUGAUGGUCCAAUUUAACAUCGCAGAGGCAAAUGGAGCGGUUAUAGAUGAGCGUAGUCAGGUUGCGUUCAUUCUGGAAUCUCUUCCAAAGUGUUUUCUUCAGUUUCGCAUUAAUGCGAUGAUGAAGAAAACUCAAUUCAACCUGACUAGUCUCCUGAAAAACAAGGGAAAAAUAGAAAGAGAGGCAAGUGUUGCCCAUUCCAAAAGAAAGUUUGAAAAGGGUUUAUCCUCUGGAACUAAAGCUGUAUCUCAAUCUUCUACUUCUAAAAAGAUUCAAAAGAAUAAAGGAAACAAGGGGAAGGCUCCCGCCGCUGCUGCUAAGGGCAAGGGAAAGACCAAGUUGCCUGAUAAGGGCAAAUGUUUCCACUGCAAUGUGGAUGGACACUGA
This is a messenger RNA of Benincasa hispida (wax gourd), 534 nucleotides long. Lineage: Eukaryota; Viridiplantae; Streptophyta; Magnoliopsida; Cucurbitales; Cucurbitaceae. The record is from RefSeq and is a predicted model, not a curated record.